Molecule: messenger RNA, 1556 nt
Organism: Blepharisma stoltei
Lineage: Eukaryota; Ciliophora; Heterotrichea; Heterotrichida; Blepharismidae
Source: the annotation of a GenBank genome assembly
AUGAGACCAGUCAUACAUGUCCCAGGGACGAAGUCAAAUCACUGUGAUCCAGAAAACAUGUUCAGUCUUUCACGGAAGCCAUCUAUCCUACAGUUGUCCUCUCCUCGCAAUGUGCUUGCUACAACUCGGCAGUCACCAAUUCAAGAUCCAUUUCUCAAUAUGAGGCAGUUUGGGACAAGCUCUCCCAAGCUUAGACCGAUAUGUCCCUUAAAGCACCUUUGUUCUGGAACCCAAAGUCUCAACUCUUCGAAAUGAAAUUAAAUUUAAUUAAGAUGCCUUGUUUUAAAUAGACCGAGGAUUUUCACCUCUGCAGAUUCGCCAGCCUUAUAAGGAGCUACCGGCUAACAACAAUCUCUUCGCCCUAAAUUGCAUCACCUGACUUGCUCCCGAUCUCAAAGGACUUGGAGGCUGGCAUAACUCCCAGUUUUAUGAUGAGCACCCGCUGUCUUCAGUAUCCUAAUGCAAGUAGGGAUCAUACCUAAUCUCAGGGAUGAUGGCAGACCAUACUCUUUCCAACUCAUGCAAGGAGGAAAAAUCACAUUUUCAAGGUAUGAUAAUCUGCGCACGAGAAAUACGUUUUAAGAUUAUCAUUCCUAUUUCUCAAUUCGGUUCUUGCCUGUAGGUGUUGAGGAAAUUUGCGUCAAGAGGUUGUGUGGUUGCCACUCCAUAUUAAUGCAUAUCCUCAACUCUUCUAAAUCCCAAAGAUGCCUUGGGAUAGAAAAGCAGAGCAAGCCUCUCUCAGUUCCAGAGCUUUCAAACAAAAAAAGAGUGCUGGCAAGAAACAAUUCAGCUUGCGUUUUCCCACCAAUUUCAACAAGAAAUUCAAAACCAAUUAGAGAAAGUAAGAACUUUGCAAAAGAGUUAAAAGACAUACAGUUGAGAAUCCCUAUUCUUAGCCCAUUUUAUAAUUUAUUCAAAAAUCUAAAAAUAAAUAACCGAAAUUUCAUUGUUUUUGAAAAAAAUUAGCUGAAGAGUUAGGGAAGAUUUUUUGACAAAAAGAGAUAAAAGGCACGAAAGAGAAAAAUUUGAUUUUAGAAUGAGCCAAAGAGAAGAACCCACAACACCAUAUUUCAGUGGCAAUUCUCAAGCUUCUUUUCGGAAGCACACUGAUAUUAAUUUUGAGAAUGAAAGCACAGCUUUGCCAGGAAACGACGAAACAGAGUUUAAACUCACUUUCUCUGGCAAGAACAUACAUUAAAUGGCGAGAUGUGUCAGUCUGCUCUCUUCUCACAACAGUUCAGAGACCUCAAGACCACAGUGAACUCGAAUGUACUCUAAGCCGAGAAAUAAUUGCAGCCUCAGCAGAUGUAAAUCCGAGUAGGUUUUGAUGCUUUCCUGUGGUUGGAAAUGAAGGUGCUCAUCAAUUUAUUUCGGGCAAAAUACUCCAACCAAUAUGACUAGCGCCUGUCUUUAAUAAUCCUUAUCCUAAUCCAUUUUCUGGCAAGGCCGUCCGAGAUUAUAAUGUUCUCGAAGCAUGUUCAAGAUUAAACAAUCUAAUAUCUAAAGAACAAGGCAGAAGAGACAGCAAGGAGCUGACCUUUAGGUACAAAAAAUAA